This is a messenger RNA of Salvelinus sp. IW2-2015, 1030 nucleotides long. Its product is annotated as transmembrane protein 263. The record is from RefSeq and is a predicted model, not a curated record. NCBI's taxonomy places the organism in Eukaryota, Metazoa, Chordata, Actinopteri, Salmoniformes, Salmonidae.
AGAGACAGGCCGCAGCCUGUUUUAGGUGACGCAAGAUCCGGAGAUGAGGGGCAAACGAGCGCAGUAGUUGAGGCGCCACGUCSGCAGAACCAACAAGAUAAAAAUUAUACUUUUUUUUAGGAAAAGUUUGAAGCCUCGCAAGUACGAUUAUACGUGUGUUGAAAUAGAGGGCAGGGCGUUAUUAGUAAAGAGCAGAUUUUAAUAUAUAUUUUUUAACAACAGUAAGAACUCGGAGGCGGAACAUUGCGAUAGUAUUUCUCAAGGAGACAAACGAGCGCACCAGUUAUUCUUUGUCCCAGGUGCGUUUUUUUGUUGUUGAAGACGUAGCAUUCCCUUCUGCAAGCGGCCAUCGGAAAGUACUGGAAACAUGGUGAAGAAGGUGAAUGCCACCCCAGAGCCCCAGCCUGAAGGUUGUCUCAUUGGAGAAGAACUGGAGCCCACUGAAAAUGACCCCACAUCAGAUAAGGGAAAGGAUGAAGGGAAGGAGCACCCCGUGGCACAGCCAGGCAUGAUCUGGCGGGUUGGGGGUGGCCUGUUCAGCGCCAGUAAAACGAUGGUGGGCGCCACGGUAGGAGGAGUCGCUUGGCUGGGUGGGAAGAGUCUGGAGUACACCAAAUCAGCAGUCACCUCUGUCCCCUCGAUGGGCGUUGGCCUGGUGAAAGGGGUUGCCGGGGGCGUGUCAUCGAUUGCCGGGGGCGUGUCGUCGGUGGGUUCCACUGUAGCCAGCAAAGUUCCGUUCAGAUCCAAGACUAAGGACAAGGCAGAGUGAGGAGGAGAUGAUGAUGGACACAACACACAAUGCAUUGCCCCCCCCGACUGAGCCAUAAGAGGAUGUGAUGAGUUGAGACAAAGCUAGUCACCGUGUUUUCAAAGUUGAAUGGACAUUUAUUUUUCUUCUGUUUGUACAGCACAUUCACUAAGUUAGGGAACUUGUUCAGUAGUGCCUUCUGUAGCCUCCCCUUUUCCUGUGUAUUUUUUUUAAUUUUUUUAUUUUUUUUGUUAUGUUCUCAGUCGGUAACCAUGUUUUUAU